UAUUAAAGUCAGCAAUUAGCGGUGCGACGUCUUGCGUUUCCGCAUAGCUCGCUAUACAGAUCGCAUUGCUCACUACGCGGAACUAGUUCUGUUCUAGUUGCCGUAUCUGGAUCACAGAUGGAUCUAGCAUAAUAGAUGCGAUGAUGGCACCCUGGAAGGAGAAUUUUGUGGAAGUCAUCCUGGGGAUCGAAUGUCUAGCCGUUUAUUUCGUGGGUGUCCUGGUAGUGCUGAUUUUUACUGUUGGUCGCUACGGUUGGCGCUUUCUCGGCUACCUGAAGGAAUGCUUCUUCAAUGACAACACCGUGGAGCACAGUACUGAAAGGGUGCAUUCCUGCGCAUGUUACCAACUGGGAAACGCAGUACUGGACAGUCUGGUAAUCCUUCGCUGUGUCGGCUGCUGGAUGUUUUUGUCGUUUCCGUUAACCGAAUUCCUUUUUCCCGAGAGUCUGCAAUUGCCGAUAUUGGCGAACGUCCAGCUGGUAUAUUUAUUUAUGCAGUUCUGCUGGUUAUUUGACGACAUCGGGGAGAAACAGCAGAUGACGGAAUUAACCCUUGACGCCGUUACGACAAAGUCUGCUGCAGUGAGCGAUAGUUUGGCCAAAGAGACGACCGGUGUCAAAAACACCGAAUGCGCGACGUGUUCCCAGUGCGGGUUCACCAUGAACCCGUGCCGGGACGUGGAUAGUAAGGCAAAAACUGCUGAGAAUACCGCUGAUGCAAGGGAUUCAGUGGAGGAGGUCAUACAACAAAAAACCUCGGAGGCGGCUUUAAUUAUUCCUUUGUGACGUAAUCCCCAACGUAAUCAUUUUAUUAUUCCCUACGUAAUCAUUUUGCUGUAUUUUAAUCGUGUACAAAAUCUGAUGGCUUGUUUCGAUUUAGUUAUGGCUUUGUCACUUAAACGAGUUCAUGUUUGCAGUUUCGGUUAGGUGCAAAAUAUCUCAUUACUGUAAGU
Paramacrobiotus metropolitanus is the source of this 952-nucleotide messenger RNA. RefSeq lists its product as uncharacterized. The record is from RefSeq and is a predicted model, not a curated record. The transcript has 3 exons. The coding region runs from base 141 to 785 and encodes 214 amino acids. NCBI's taxonomy places the organism in Eukaryota, Metazoa, Tardigrada, Eutardigrada, Parachela, Macrobiotidae.